AUGACUUGGCUCAAUUUCCAUAGUGCGAAGAACAAACUGUUUGUGUCGUCUCGACGUAGGAGGAAAAAAUAUACGGGCGUGAUUGUCAUCUUUGACGUUCUUGCCUUUUUCUUCUAUUUACUUAUUUGUAUAAAUCCUACACAGAUAAUCAUGGUAGAACAAUCUCCAUCAUCUGAAAUCAUACUCGAUCAUCGUAACGAUUUAAGUGAUGCCAACAGUGUGGAUUCAGCGUUCAGUAUUGAUAGUGGAGUUGUAGCGUCUCAAGAUCUGCAUGAAUACGAUUCAUCGUCAAGCACAGCUGAAAAGUUAUUCUAUGAACUACAGCGUGUGAAAGAAGAUUUGAAGUAUAAAGAUCAUGAAAUUCUUCGAGCUAAUCAAAUACGUGAAAGUACCGAUCGAGAAAUUGAAGAUCUAACAACAUCAUUAUUCGAAUCAGCGCAUGCUAUGGUAGAUCAAGCGAAACAAGCUCAAGCGAAUGCAGAACAGAAGCUUAAAGUUUCAAAUCAAACGAUCGAUGCUCUCGUGCUCGAAAAUGUUCAAUUGAAGAAAUCAAUUAGCGAACUGAAACAAAUUCUAAGUUCUUGUCGAACAUCAAUGGAUAUGUCACCUAAUCAUAACCAUAUCGAUGAGGUUCUAUUACGAGAAUUUACAUCUUGGGAUGAAAACCCAUCGAUUGAACGCGAUGCAUCGCUAUUUAUCUAUCGAGUUUAUAACGAAGAUAUUCUACCAUGUUUAUCAUUCCCGAACACCGAACUUUCAUCAAAAGUCCUCGAAGCAAUUGAAAAUAAUUGUGUAACUAUGGAAGUUUGCCAUUCGACUGGAAAUCUCAAAAUGUGCUCAUUGAUGGGUGAAGUUUGUCAGUGUGACUUUCGAAUUCGGUUGAGUGAAGAUGGCUUAUGGUAUUUCAUAUCACGUUUGGCACGUAAUCGGAUCGCGAGUGUUUGUGAUUUCUUUACAUUCGUUCGACACGUCCAAAGUGGUUUGGUCAAAAGUUCAACUGAAGUUCGUUUCGACAGAAUCCUCGAACGACGGAAACAGAUGGCUUUCGCCCGUCUUGGAUUGUAA
Adineta ricciae is the source of this 1065-nucleotide messenger RNA. The record is from the annotation of a GenBank genome assembly. NCBI's taxonomy places the organism in Eukaryota, Metazoa, Rotifera, Eurotatoria, Adinetida, Adinetidae.